This is a messenger RNA of Odontomachus brunneus, 1776 nucleotides long. RefSeq names its product cysteine desulfurase, mitochondrial (gene Nfs1). Gene Ontology annotation, biological process: [2Fe-2S] cluster assembly. Gene Ontology annotation, molecular function: pyridoxal phosphate binding; cysteine desulfurase activity. The transcript has 11 exons. Gene Ontology annotation, cellular component: nucleus; cytosol; mitochondrion. The record is from RefSeq and is a predicted model, not a curated record. Bases 153 to 1514 code for a protein of 453 amino acids. Lineage: Eukaryota; Metazoa; Arthropoda; Insecta; Hymenoptera; Formicidae.
AUGCAGCUAUGGUCGGCCGCCGCACUUGUCAUAGUAUUAGGACUACUGCGUAGUGCUGCUGAAUGCUACGCAGUGUUUUGAACGCGAGAUAUUGGUGAGGUUAAGGACAUGCGACUCGUUGAUUAUUCUCGCAAAAAUAUCUUGAAUAAACGAUGAUCAAAAUGCUUCGGUCGACGCGGUGCUUGAUCUUUGCGCCGCAUCGCGUAAAGCAUCAUCGUUCUUUGCACACUUGCGGCCAGCAGCUAUCGGAAGUCGUCGGGCAAAGAUCUGCCAUCAGUGACGAGUACAAGAAGGGUCCGAUGGAAGGUAGAUCGCUUUAUUUGGAUGCCCAGGCCACUACUCCGUUGGAUCCCCGAGUAUUGGACAAGAUGAUGCCGUACCUAACGGUAUACCACGGUAAUCCACACUCCAGAACUCAUAUGUACGGCUGGGAGACAGAGACGGCGGUUGAGCAAGCUCGCAAACAAGUAGCGGAUCUGAUAGGAGCCGAACAAAAGGAAAUAAUAUUUACAUCAGGCGCAACAGAAUGCAACAAUAUAGCUGUGAAAGGUGUAGCAAGGUUCUACAAAUCAAAGAAGAAUCAUAUUGUGACAACCCAGACGGAACAUAAAUGCGUAUUAGAUUCGUGUAGAGCCUUGGAAGCAGAAGGAUUUGAUGUAACGUACAUCUCUGUCAAGUCAAACGGCCUUAUUGAUCUAGAUGAAUUGGAAGCAGCUAUCAGACCAUCCACAUCAUUAGUCUCGGUAAUGACAGUAAAUAAUGAGAUUGGUGUUAGGCAGCCUAUUGAAGAAAUUGGUACCAUUUGCAGAAAAAGGAAUGUCUUCUUCCACACGGAUGCAGCCCAGGCGAUAGGCAAGAUACCAGUCGAUGUUAAUGCCAUGAACAUUGAUCUCAUGUCGAUUAGUGGUCACAAAUUAUAUGGUCCGAAAGGAAUUGGGGCUCUCUACGUUAGAAGAAGACCACGAGUGCGUGUAGAGCCAUUACAAAGUGGUGGUGGACAAGAAAGGGGGAUGAGAAGCGGUACUGUGCCGGCGCCUCUAGCUGUGGGUCUCGGCGCCGCUUGUGAGCUGGCGCGGAUCGAGAUGGAUUACGAUCACAGAUAUAUCAGCGCGCUAGCGAAUCACCUGAUCGAGAAGAUAACGUCCAACUUGUCGCAAGUUGUACGCAACGGCGACCCCGUCGCCUGGUAUCCUGGUUGUGUAAAUUUAUCGUUCGCGUGUGUCGAGGGCGAAUCGUUGCUGAUGGCGCUGAAAGAAAUAGCGUUGAGCAGUGGUUCGGCUUGCACCAGCGCGAGUUUGGAGCCUAGCUAUGUGUUGAGAGCGAUUGGCGCUUCGGAAGAUUUAGCUCAUUCCAGUAUCAGGUUUGGCAUCGGACGGUUUACGACACUCGAAGAAGUCGAUUACACCGCGGAUAACACGAUACGGCAAGUGAAACGACUACGGGACAUGAGCCCGUUGUGGGAGAUGGUGGAAGAUGGCAUCGACUUGAAGACUAUCAAAUGGACUCAACACUAGUGCCUCGUUACGCGGUGUAGCUGUAUUACAAUCAUAGCUGUAUAUAAAAAAUAUAUAUAUAUAUAUAUAUAUAUAUAUAUUUAUUUAUAUAUAUUAUAUAUAUAUAUAUAUAUAUUGAUUAUGAAACAUACAGCGACCACGCGUAAAUCACGUUAAUAGAGGCCGAGAGAGAGAGAAAGAGAGAGAGAGAGAGUGAGAGAGAGAGUUUAGUUGAUUAAGAUUAUAUUUCUCGAUGCGCGUAAUAAAAUUUUAUUUGAAAAUC